UGUGUGUGUGUGAGUUCUGGUGAUGUGGAGGAGAUAACAGUGGUGAUAGGGCAGGGUCCGCACGAGCCCGCGAGCGAGCAGUCAGGCAGCGUGUGAGUGUGACUCGUUUUCGUGUUUGUUUUCGCAGCGCGAUGAGCUGAGCUCGUGCAGCCUCGCGCGCCGGAUCCGUCGAGCUGGUGUUGUGGUGAACAUGGUCUCGCGCAGCGCGGAUCGUCGAGGACUUCCCUCUCCUCCUCCUGCGGCUCUCCGACGCGUCGUGCGGCAACUUCAACUCCUCCGCGUCGUCGUGCUGCGCGGAGAGGCGCGCGGGCUCUCGGAGCCACGGCUCACCGAGAGCACUCACUUUUGAACGGACAAACAGCGCGCGCGCGCGUCGUGACUCGAGGCUGGAACGAGCGCGUGGCCGCUGACUUGACAGCAACAACAAACCGGCUGGGCAGCGGCGCUAGCGCUGCAGGACCAUUUACCUACGUGUUUUUACAUUUUUAACUAAUUAUUCACAACUUUUUUUAAUGAAUCUAGGAUUUUCAUCUUUUUUUUAACAUCUGAGUGAAGAACAGAACAGUGAUUUAUUUCGUUAUUAUUAUUUUAUAUAUAUUUUUUAUUAUUCUGCGCGGAGGAAUGUCUAAAACUCGUUUGCAGAAGAAACUGGAACUGAAGUGACUGGAGGAGCGUUUUUACUGUUUUUCUUCUCUUUUCUUUUCCUCCUCCUCCGUAGAAGAAGAAGGGGAGGAUGAACCCGGAGCCGGAGUGCGUCUCUCUGCCGGUUCCGUGUCGCGAGGACUGCUCGCGCCCCGCCGUGCCCGCCGCCGGCACCUUCUGGCAGGACGCGUCCUCGGCGGUGGCGGCGGCGGCGGCGGGGGUCAUUGCGGGAUGCCCCGCGGAGAGCGGACUCGGAGCCGGGCUCGGGGGGCUGCUUACACCGGGGAAGUGCAAAAACCGGCGGGCGAGUGUGGCUUACGUGCUGAACUCGGAGACGGGAGCCGAGAGCAUGGCCCUGCAGUGCCUGCGGGACGCCUGCGAGGCCGUGGGCACCGCGCUCGAGAUCGUGCUCUUCGGGAAGCUGGACUUCGGAGAGACGGCCGUACUCGACCGCUUUUACAACGCAGACAUUGCUGUGGUAGAGAUGACUGAUGCCUUCAGGCAGCCGUCCUUGUUCUAUCACUUGGGCGUGAGGGAGAGUUUCAGCAUGGCCAACAACAUCAUCCUGUACUGCGACUCCAACUCUGACUCGCUGCAGUCUCUACAGGAGAUUGUGUGCCAGAAAAACACUACAUGUGCAGCUAACUACCUGUUCAUCCCGUACAUGGUGACCCCUCAGAAUAAGGUGUACUGCUGUGAGAGCAGUCUGAUGAAAGGACUCAGUGAGCUGAUGCAGCCCAGCUUCGAGGCUCUGCUUGGACCCAUCUGCAUGCCCCUGCUGGACCGGCUUAUACAGAUUCUCACUGUAACACAGACCAGCUCAUGCCAGUACUUCCGGGAGACGAUACUCAACGAGAUCCGCAAAGCGCGGGAGCUGUACACGGGGGCGGAGCUAGCGGCGGAGUUGGGGAGGAUCCAGCAGCGAUUGGACAAUGUGGAGUGCCUGUCAGCUGACAUUGUGAUCAAUCUCCUCCUGUCCUACAGAGAUAUACAGGAUUAUGAGUCCAUUGUGAAGCUUGUUGAAACUCUUGAAAAGCUCCCAACGUUUGACCCCGUGGCAAAUCCUCAUGUGAAGUUCCACUAUGCUUUUGCUCUAAACAGGAGAAAUCAGCCUGGAGACAGACCGAAGGCUCUGGAUAUAAUGCUGCCACUGGUGGAGAGUGAGGAGCAGGUAGCCUCUGAUAUUUACUGUCUGGUGGGGCGCAUCUAUAAGGACAUGUUCCUGGACUCACAUUUCACUGACACUGAGAGUAGAGACAGCAGCAUACAGUGGUUCAGAAGAGGUUUUGAAUCGGAGCCCACUCUUCACUCUGGCAUCAACUACGCAGUGCUUUUGCUGGCUGCAGGCCACCAGUUCGACUCUUCCUUUGAGCUGCGUAAAGUAGGUGUGAAGUUGAGCAGUCUGCUGGGAAAGAAGGGCAGUCUGGAUAAGCUGCAGAGCUACUGGGACGUGGGCUUCUUUUUGGGAGCGAGCAUACUGGCUUGUGACAACACGAGGGUCAUUCAGGCCUCCGAAAAGCUUUUCAAGCUUAAAGCUCCUGUCUGGUACCUCUGCUCAUUGGUUGAGACCAUUCUAAUCUAUCAGCACUUUAGAAAACCUUCCUCUGAGCCGCCGGGACCCAGGCAGGAGCUCGUGGACUUCUGGAUGGACUUUAUGGUAGAGGCCACCAAAAAGGAUGUGUCCUCUGUCCGCUUUCCUGUUUUGAUACUGGAACCCACUAAAGUUUACCAGCCCUCAUACCUGUCGAUCAACAACGAUGUGGAGGAGAACACCCUCUCCAUCUGGCACGUGGCUCCUGAUGACAAAAAUAAGGGCAUCCAUGAGUGGAAUUUCAGUGCAGCAUCUGUGCGGGGGGUGAGCAUUUCCAAGUUUGAUGAGCGCAGCUCGUUCCUCUACGUAGUGAACAACUCUGAGGAUUUUCAGAUUUACUUCUGCACUGAGAUGCACUGCAAAAGGUUCUGUGAGCUGGUGAACAGUCUCACAGAGGAAACAUGGCGAGGUCCUGAUGAGGCAGAGUGUGAUUCGGAGGCAUUAGAGUACGAUUAUGAACAUGACGAGCAUGGAGAGAGAGUAGUUCUGGGAAAAGGCACCUUCGGAGUGGUGUACGCGGGCCGUGACCUCAGUAACCAGGUCCGCCUAGCCAUCAAGGAGAUUCCUGAGCGGGACAGCAGGUACUCACAGCCCCUGCACGAGGAGAUCGCUCUGCACAAGCACUUGAAGCAUAAAAACAUUGUGCAGUACCUGGGCUCCAUCAGUGAGAAUGGGUUCAUCAAGAUCUUUAUGGAGCAGGUGCCUGGAGGCAGCCUGUCAGCACUUCUGAGAUCCAAAUGGGGCCCACUGAAAAACAAUGAGCCGACCAUUGGGUUUUACACCAAACAGAUUCUGGAGGGGCUCAAAUAUCUGCACGACAACCAGAUCGCUCACAGAGACAUCAAGGGUGACAAUGUGCUGAUAAACACCUACAGUGGAGUUCUGAAGAUUUCUGACUUUGGCACGUCGAAGCGUCUGGCUGGCAUUAACCCCUGCACAGAGACCUUCACUGGCACGCUGCAGUACAUGGCUCCUGAGAUCAUAGACAAAGGCCCUCGGGGGUACGGCAAACCAGCAGAUAUCUGGUCUCUGGGCUGCACCAUUAUAGAGAUGGCCACUGGCAAACCCCCAUUUUACGAGUUGGGAGAACCGCAGGCGGCCAUGUUUAAGGUGGGAAUGUUUAAAAUCCAUCCGGAAAUCCCGGACUCCAUGUCGUCUGAAGCCAAGGCGUUCAUUCUGCGCUGCUUUGAACCAGACCCAGACCUCCGUGCUACGGCCAACGAGCUGCUCACCCACGAAUUCCUCACUGUUACCUCACGCAAGAAAAAAGCCAAGGGCAACAACUUUACAGCAUUGUCUCCAGGAACUGCAGAAUACCUCCGCAGCAUCUCCUUACCCGUCCCUGUGGUAGUGGAGGACACAAGCAGCAGCAGUGAGUACGGCUCCGUCUCCCCCGACAACGAGCUGAACACCAACCCCUUCCUCUUCAAGCCCAGCACCAAGUGCUACAGCGAGAGAGAGGUCAAAGGUCAUCGCUCGCUCUUCCUCAGUAUCCCAGUGGAGCAGUUUGAGGACCACAGUGCUCCUCCAUCCCCGGAGGAGAAGGACGCUGGCUUCUUCAUGCUUAGAAAAGACAGUGAGCGGAGAGCUACUCUGCACCGCAUCCUCACAGAGGACAAGGACAAGAUCGUUAUCAACCUGCAGGAGGCGCUCACGCAGGGCUCUGAGGAGACUAAGCUAAAGCAUGAGCACAUUUCUGCGCUGGUGGCCAGCCUGGGUGAAUUUGUGCGCAUGGCCGACAGAAAGAUCAUUGCCAACACGCUUUCUCAGCUCAAACUAGAGCUGGACUUCGACAGCACUGCUAUCAGCCAGCUGCAGGUGGCGCUGUUUGGCUUCCAGGAUGCGCUGAACAAAGUGCUAAGAAAUCACAAUAUCAAACCUCACUGGAUGUUUGCCCUGGAUAACAUCAUCCGUAAGGCUGUGCAGACUGCCAUCACCAUCUUGGUGCCAGAGCUCAGGCCUCACUUUAGUUUGGCAUCUGAGAGCGACGCAGCCGAUCAGGAAGAUGAUGAUGACGACGAUGAUGCUGUACCUCAUGGAAGCCCCACGCACAAAAACAGGGCCCCACCUACAGCAAGCCACGAUGACACGGUGGCUACGUCUGGAGUGAGCACGCUCAGUUCCACUGUUUCCCAUGAAUCCCACACAGCACAGCACUCUGUAAGCAUGGAGCUCGGCCGCAUGAAGCUGGAGACCAACAGGCUGCUGGAGGAGCUGCUGGAGAGGGAGAGGGAGUAUCAGUGUGUCCUGCAGCAAAUUCUGGAUGAGAAGGAGCAGGAGAUUAAACUACUGAAGAUGCGCUCUGAGCCCAUCGAUGUUGCUACUCCUUCAGUGAGUACAGAGAGUUCGAUUGGAGGAGAGAGCGACCCCGAGCUGCUCAAAUGGCUCAGAUUACACGGAGCUGAUGCUGACUCUAUAGACAGGAUUGUAGCGGAGGAAUAUACUCUGGACGACUUUCUACAUUGUGUCACCAGGGACGACCUGAAGAGCCUGAGGCUAAAGGGUGGAAUCCUCUGUAAACUCUGGAAAGCCAUCAGAGAACACAGGGAGAAGCCUGACUGAGUUGAGAUCCACCAGUCCACCCUCUACUGCACUUUACUCUGGUGUGUUACAGACCAAAACCCUGCGCCAAAAACAACACCCAUGUACGAAUGCUCAAGUACAGAACUGUCCAGAAGAAGCUGGAACCCUGACCAAUCGAGAAAUGUGGUCCACACAGACAUUUCAUUGCCUCUCUGACGCUGAUCUGACUUAUAAUACACUGGUAGCCAAACAUCCUGGGGACCUUUCAGUUCAGAUGUACACAAUUGCACUGUAAAUAGAACGUGGUGUGUUUAAUUGUUGUUGUUGGAGUUCUAUGGAAGGCUGUGUGUGGAACAAACCUCUACACAAAAAAUAUACAAUACUAGCUGACAUGGUGUGGUGUGGCACGGUGCUUCUUCACAGAAGAAAACUAUGAAUUAUUUGUUGUUUAUUUGUUUACAAACACAGAGACUGAGACUGAGCAUCGCCCCGAAACCCAGACGAUGCUUUUUCAAACUUUCCAGAAGUUUAUGUUAUAUGUUUAAGCUUGUAUUUCACACAUUUCACAAUGUCUUCAUCCUCAACACUAUGGGUUUUUUGUAUGGUUGUUGUCGUCUCUCGGGACUUUAUCUGCUUUUUGCUUGUUUGUACACCUUUUGGAGACUUUGUAUACAUUUCCCUUUAAAUCGCAGGGUUGGAAAUGCUUGUUACUGUCGUUUUACUACUUCGGCUUUUGUACUGGUUCGUGUCUUUAGCUAAGUAUAUAUAUAAUAUAUGAUAAAUGCUGCAUAUGUUACACAACUUCCAUCAACUCGUACCAAGUUCAGUCAUGUAGAAUCCUUCUCCGUUUAACACCUUUUUUUUUUAUUUGUACCGUAUCCUUGAAUAGUUGUGACAAUUUCCAAAUUCAGAUUCUUAAAAUAUUACGAAAAGAGAGGUUUGGCUUUGUUUUAAUUGGAAUUCGUUGUCAUAACUACCGUUUAAUUAAUGCAUACCUUCAUAUAGUAUCUACUGUAUCAUAGAUUUAUGGCCUUUCCACACUUAUGCCCAAUCAUCAUGCAAAGCAGUUUCAUUUAGUAAAUAUCAUAUUUACUAAUUUCACUGAAUCUGAACCUCCUUUUAUUUAAACAGUCCUCUUAUUUGAUAUCAAAUGUAUUUAAUCAUCAUCAACUAAUGAGAUUAUUUGUUUAAUGUUAUGUAAAAUGACAAUCCUCAGAAUUAACUGUGAAAUUAAAGUGUGACCUGAUAAACA
Messenger RNA from Astyanax mexicanus (Mexican tetra), 6008 nucleotides. RefSeq names its product mitogen-activated protein kinase kinase kinase 5 (gene map3k5). The transcript has 30 exons. NCBI's taxonomy places the organism in Eukaryota, Metazoa, Chordata, Actinopteri, Characiformes, Acestrorhamphidae. Gene Ontology annotation, molecular function: MAP kinase kinase kinase activity; ATP binding. The record is from RefSeq and is a predicted model, not a curated record. Gene Ontology annotation, biological process: MAPK cascade; cellular response to stress; protein phosphorylation. Bases 734 to 4795 code for a protein of 1353 amino acids.